AUGAAUGGCCACAUGGCUGGCGUGGGCGACAAGUCCGCCGAGACUAACUUCAAGCAUGGAGUUCAGGUUGUCGACGGCGAUAAAGAGUUCAACAAUGAACUCAACAAGUACUUGAGCGUCGAACAUGUCGCCGAGGCAGGCUUUAACUACCACCUCAUCUCCGUCUUCGGCUCCCAGUCGACGGGCAAAUCCACCCUCCUUAACGCCCUGUUCGGUACAGAAUUCUCCGUCAUGUCCGAGACCGCGCGCCAGCAGACCACCAAGGGAAUCUGGAUGUCCAAGAACAAGCGCGAGCAGAGUGGUGGCACCCGCGUGGCCGACAACAUCCUCGUCAUGGAUGUUGAGGGUACCGACGGCCGUGAGCGCGGGGAGGACCAGGACUUCGAACGCAAGAGCGCCCUUUUCGCCCUCGCCACCAGCGAGGUCUUGCUCGUCAACAUCUGGGAGCACCAGGUCGGCCUGUACCAGGGCGCCAACAUGGGUCUGCUCAAGACCGUCUUUGAGGUCAACCUUCAGCUGUUCCUCAAGGAUAAGAAGUCUACUCCUCGAUCGCUCCUCUUCUUCGUCAUCCGCGAUCACCUCGGCACCACGCCCCUUGCUAACCUUCGACACACCCUGGUCCAGGACCUGACCAAGCUCUGGUCUUCCAUUUCCAAGCCCCAGGGCCUCGAGAACUCCCAUAUAGAGGACUACUUUGAUUUCGGCUUCGCUGCCCUGCCCCACAAGAUCCUGCAGGCCGACAAGUUCGAUAGCGAGGUCCAGGUCCUCGGAUCGAGGUUCAUCGCCGGCCACCGCACAAAGUCAGCCGAUGGCCAGGGUGGCGAGGACGAGUUCGAGGGUGGUGUCUUCCUCCCUGAGUACCACAGGAGGAUCCCCGCCGACGGUCUUGCCGUAUACGCCGAGGGCAUCUGGGACCAGAUUGUCAACAACAAAGACCUCGACCUACCGACCCAGCAGGAGCUUCUGGCCCAGUUCCGAUGCGACGAGAUCUCCCGCGAGGUCCUCAUCGCAUUUGAUAACAUCAUCCUGCCCCUCGAGGACCAGCAGGCCGAGGCCGAGCGCCUCGGAAAGCCCACGGUGCUCAAGGACCUGGGCGUCUCUGGAACAAAGGCCCGUUCCGGCUGCCUGAAGGCCUUUGAGAUCCAGGCUAGCCGUUACCACAAGGGUGUGUACGGGCGCAAGAAGCAGGAGCUCGAAGGCAAGGUCGACACGCGCCUCAAGGCCCUCUACCAGGGUCAGCUCUCGGCCACACACAAGGCCGGUGUCACGUCAUUCAGCGAGGCCGUCAUUCAGAAGGUCAAGACAGGACAGAAGGCAAGUGGCGCAUACGAGUUUGCCGAGAUCGUCGCCAGCGAGAAGACCAAGGCGCUCGGCAUCUUCAAGGUCGAGGCCCAGAGCCUCGCCAUGCAGGGCGUUCCCUGGACCAACUUCAAGUCGCAGUAUCUGUUGUUCGAGCAGGAUCUCGACGAGGUCAGCGCCAAGUUGCGCAAGGAGGAGAUGCGGCGCCUUGCCACGCGCGUCGAGCGCUGGGUAAAGUCGAGGCUGGGCGAUGCCAUCGGCGUUGAGUUCAACAAGCUGGGAUCGGGCCGGGGCGGAUCGGGCGCUCCCGAGGAAGAGGAACGGCCGGCGACGGAGAAGGACCUCUGGGAUCGCAUCUGGACGGUGUUUGCGGGCAUCGUUACCGAGGCAGAGACGCGCUUCGUUGACCGGGCCAAGAGCUUCGACGCUAGCGACGACGAGGUCGAGGUGGGCACGUGGCGCCUGCGUCGCAAGAGCUGGGUGGCCCUGCGCGAAAAGAUUGACGAGGAGGUCAUGGAGGGUAACAUACUGCUGAAGCUGCGAGAAAACUUUGAGGACAAGUUCCGGUACGACGAGGCCGGCGUCCCCCGCAUCUGGCGCCCCACCGACGACAUUGAGGGCAUCUACACCAAAGCCCGUGAGUCAACGCUCAAGCUGAUCCCGCUGCUGUCGAGGUUCAGGUUGGCGUCCACGUAUGCGCCGCCCGACCUGGUCAGCUUCAUCGGCCCUCAGCCGGCGGGAGUCGAGGCCGACGACGAGGAGGACAUGACGCCCAUUGGCGGUGUGGACGAGGACGAAGGCAAGAGCCUGGAGGAGGAGACGACUGUGCUCAGUGAGAGUAAGAGGCAGGACCUGGUGGUCCGGUUCAAGAAGAUGGCCGACGGCGUGUUCGUCGAGGCCAAGCGGAGCGCCAUUGGCGGUGUGGCACAGAUUCCCUGGUACUUUUACGCGCUUCUCUUUGCGUUUGGGUGGAAUGAGAUUUUCGCAGUCCUCAAGAACCCCUUCCUCUUCAUCUUGUUGGCCCUGCUGGCUGGUGGGCUGUACGUGGCGUACACACUCAACCUCCUCGGGCCCAUGAUGCACAUGGGCAACGCAGCGAUGACGCAAGGUGUCGACAUUGGCAAGCAGAGACUUAGGGAGUACAUCAUGAACUCGGACACGGCGAGGCAGGCCAUGGGUGUGCCGGCCAGCAAGGACUCGGACAGCAUCAGCCUUGACACGUUGGAUAGCCGGGGGAAGAAGCAAAGCAAGAGCACGGCAGACAUUGAUGAGAUUUAA
Molecule: messenger RNA, 2577 nt
Organism: Geosmithia morbida
Lineage: Eukaryota; Fungi; Ascomycota; Sordariomycetes; Hypocreales; Bionectriaceae
Product: GTPase
Exons: 4
Coding region: 1-2577 (858 amino acids)
Biological process (GO): endoplasmic reticulum membrane fusion
Cellular component (GO): endoplasmic reticulum
Molecular function (GO): GTP binding; GTPase activity
Source: RefSeq, a predicted model, not a curated record